AUGGCUGCUGACCUGACAUCUUCAUGGAGUCAUGGAAAACCUGGUGACAACCCUGGAUCAGAGCCUCCACAGUUUGUGUCUUCCCAAGGAACCGAUCUUGGAGAGAAAGACUGUAACCAUGUGAACUUCAGAGCAUUUACGUGCUUGGAUGAGGCUGACCCCAUCAGGGAUCUGAAGAGACUUUGUGAGCUCUGCCGUUUAUGGCUGAGGCCAGAUCUUCACACCAAGGAGCAGCUUCUGGGUAAGCUGGUGUUGGAGCAGUUCAUGAUCUCCAUGCCGCUGGACCUCCAGGUCUUAGUCAAGGAAGGUGGAGUGGAGAAUUGCAAAGACCUGAAGGAGAUGCUGAGAAAUAUCAGGAGACCCAAGACAUGGGGGCAGAAACUUCUGCCAGAGACCAUUUCUCCAAAUGGUGAGCCGGAGAGUCUGAGACCAGGGCAGAACUUGGAGAAUAACCUGAUGGAAGACACGAAAGGGUCAACAGUAUGUGACGCCCAGGAGCCUCAGCUUCUGAAGGGUCCUGCAGAUUCUGUGGGGGCCAAUGAUGGAAAGGACCGUGAAGAAGGCACUUCUAUUAAAAAUGUGGGUGCUGACACACCACCUACCCUUGUUUUGGAGAGAGAAGUUUCUACUCCAGGUGGGAAUAGGGAAGAUUCUCAGAAGAAUCUGAGGUGUUCCAAAAGAAGAAAACCAGACAACUCCUCAAGUUCCCAAGUAGGACCUCAUGAAGGAGCUACACACCUGGACAAAAGAGAAUUCCUGGCACAAAUUGGGUUAUACCCAGUUGAUUUGCUGAGGACCAUGGGACAAGUUGAUCAUGAUUCAACAAGUGCCAUGGGACCAACUGACCAUGCUGUUGGUCAAGAUCAAGAACCCACAGGACAUUCACCCUAUCAGUGUAGAUUUUGCAAGAAAAGAUUUCAUUAUAAAUCUCAGCUUGACAUCCAUCAGAGGACACACACAGGAGAGAGGCCCUUUAAAUGCAGCUCCUGUGGGAAAGGCUUCCUGCAGCCCUCAGAUGUCCGUGUCCACCAGCGAAUCCACACAGGGGAGAAGCCAUUUAAAUGUGAGCUGUGCCACAAAGAGUUUACCCAUGAAUCCAGCCUGUAUGGCCACAAAAGGAUCCACACCAACGAGAGACCAUUCCUCUGCACAGAGUGUGGGAAGCACUUCAACCACAAGGGGAACCUCAGUAUUCACAGACGAAUCCACACAGGGGAGAAACUGUUCAAAUGUGAGCUUUGCCACAGAGAGUUCACCCAAGAGUCCACCUUGUAUGGCCACAAAUGGGUCCACACAAAUGAGAGACCAUUCCACUGCACAGAGUGUGGGAAGCGCUUCAAGCACAAGGGGAACCUGAAUGUUCACCAAAGAAUCCAUGCUGGAACGAAACCUUACACCUGUCCCCAGUGUGGGCACAGCUUCCGUCAGCUGGGAACUUUCAAAUGCCACAAAAAAAUGCAUUUACAAGUGACAUACCAAUAA
Loxodonta africana (African savanna elephant) is the source of this 1482-nucleotide messenger RNA. Its product is annotated as zinc finger and SCAN domain-containing protein 5B-like. The transcript is spliced from 3 exons. The coding region runs from base 1 to 1482 and encodes 493 amino acids. The record is from RefSeq and is a predicted model, not a curated record. Lineage: Eukaryota; Metazoa; Chordata; Mammalia; Proboscidea; Elephantidae. Gene Ontology annotation, molecular function: DNA-binding transcription factor activity, RNA polymerase II-specific; RNA polymerase II cis-regulatory region sequence-specific DNA binding. Gene Ontology annotation, biological process: regulation of DNA-templated transcription.